Priapulus caudatus is the source of this 1309-nucleotide messenger RNA. RefSeq lists its product as uncharacterized. The transcript has 8 exons. The annotation marks the transcript as partial. The record is from RefSeq and is a predicted model, not a curated record. Lineage: Eukaryota; Metazoa; Priapulida; Priapulimorpha; Priapulimorphida; Priapulidae.
AUGGAGAAAGAACGUUUGGAAACAGUACGUCUAAACUAUGAAGAGUUAAACACGUUAGCAAUGGAUCUGAGGACGGAUCACGAUCUAGCUGAGGAAGGAGGCCCACACGAGGAGCAUUCAGGCAGCGCCAGCAAUCAGAAGCGAUACCUCCAUCACAAGAAGGAGCGAGACAAGCGGCCGUCGAUGGAGAUUUAUCGCCCCGGUAUGAGCAGGCUGGCGAGAAAAAACGAAGAUUACGCCGACCCUACCGAUCAACAUGAGAACAGCGAUUUGAUGAGUGGCUCGCCAGACGAGGGUGUGGAUGCGAGAGCAGAUCUGUCCGACCGUCUGAACGACCUCAGUCUGACCUCUAUACAGCGGGAGAACGGGGAGCUGGGGAAGAGGAGGAACAAGCGACCGUCGAUGGAGAUCUACGUCCCCAAGGCGCGCCAGCAAGGCUCCCUUCCCGUGGGAAGCCCCGGCGCGGCCUCCUCCCCCUCCUCCCUCCCCUCGGAACCUUCCCCGGAGAAGCCGGGUGGAGGUCGAAGGUCAGAGGUCGUGCAAGUGUCACGGGGAGGUGGAGAGGUCACACAAGGGUCGCAGCACGCCGGAGAGGUCGCGACAGGGUCGCAGGGCGGCGGAGAGGUCACGCAGGGGUCACAGCAACAGGAGAAAAAUUUGAGAAAUAAACACAGGCAGCAGCAGCAGCGUCGAAACUCCACUCAGCUAGAUAGCAAACAACAGCAGCAGCAGCAGCAGCAGCGUCGAAACUCCACUCAGCUAGAUAGCAAACAACAGCAGCAGCAGCAGCAGCAGCAGCAGCAGCAGCGUCGAAACUCCACUCAGCUGGAUAGCAAACAACAGCAGCAGCAGCAGCAGCAGCAGCAGCAGCAGAGGCAGGGGAAGGAUCUCACGGCCAAGCAUCAAUCGUCACACGGCAGAAAGAGCAGCGCGUCGGACAGCGGCGAGCGGACGGACAAAACGCUGAAAGACGACGUUGUCAACGACGACGACUGGUAUCGCGACCUCCACGAGCUCAUCUCCCAGAAGGAGGCCAGGCUGAAGGGGGCGCCACCGUCGGCGCCGCGGCCCGUCGCCGCGGGCAACGCUGUCAUUAGUGCGAAGAUGUGCGCGGUGGGAGGGGACGCCACCAGGCCUCUGUCGGGCGGCUCGCGCCCCGGCAGCGGCAGGCGGCGCCGCCGUCGCAGCCGUAGCGGCGGCGGCGGAGCGAGCCAGGAAGACGUGACGCCGUUGUUGCAGUCGUCGUCCACGGCAACGCCGAGCGACGACGUGACGGAGCAGACGCCGGAUAGAUUCACUGACACCGGGG